GCAGCCAUUGGGGAAGUGUACUGGGCUUAAACGUAACUGAAGAGGGUUCUCUCUCACUGGAAUUAAAUCGCCAAAGUAAAAAGCGAAGAGGAAACACAUUCCAGUUCCACCACAGACAUUCAGUGACUCCUUAUCUUUGCUUGAAAAAACCCCAAAGGACUUAUUUUGACCAAGUCUUCGAGCAAGUUUGGAAAGGCGCACAGCGGAGACGAUACAGCUGAGCUACCAGCUACUACACGCUAAGCGGCACUGCUAGCCACAUUGCUAACUGGAGCUCUGAAGUACAGCUUGUGGGCUGUCAACUUGCUUUCAGAACACGGAGCUUGAAAUCCACUCACACGGUCAGGCUCGGCGAAAAAACCCAGGGACUUGCUUCAUGAAUUAUGUCUGCCGCAAGCAUUGACCCUCAGCGAUCAAAGGGACAAGCAUCUAAAGUGCAAAAUGGUUCACUACAUCAGAAGGAGACUGUCCAUGACAAUGACUUUGAGCCAUAUCUCACCAGUCAAUCAACUCAGAACAACAGCUACCAGUCCAUCACCGACCCUUACCUUUCCAGUUACUACGCUCCCUCCAUCGGCUUUCCGUACCCCCUCAGUGAGGCUCCUUGGUCCACAGGUGGCGACCCCCCAAUUCCAUACCUCACUCCCUAUGGACCCUUGAGUAAUGGAGACCAUCAUUUCAUGCCGGACACAGUAUUUGGCCAGCCGGGGGGCUUGGGAAGCAGCAUUUACCCCCACAGGUUUAAUUUUUUCCCAGAAAACCCCGCCUUCUCUGCUUGGGGCACAAGUGGCUCCCAGGGCCAGCAGACUCAAAGUUCAGCCUACGGUGGCAGCUAUAGCUACCCUCCCAGCUCCCUUGGGGGCACCCUGGUGCCUGAUGGUCAGACUGGCUUUCACAGUGACACACUCAACAAAGCUCCUGGUAUGAACAGCCUGGAGCAGGGCAUGGUUGGUUUGAAGAUUGGAGGGGAUGUCACUGGCCCGGGUUCAGGAGUGAAGGCUGUUGGGUCAGUGAUUGGUGGGCAAGCUGUGGCAGCCACAGGGAAUGGGGCCACACCCAUCGGAAUGCCCCCACCGAAACCCACGUCUUGGGCUGCUAUUGCCAGCAAGCCUGCCAAGCCACAACAGCUAAAAGCUAAGGUGAAGCCAGGGUUGGCCAAUCCAGGGGGAGCUUUGCCCCCACCUCCAAUCAAACACAACAUGAACAUUGGCACAUGGGAAAAGGGACCAGUAACUAAAAUCGCCACGGCCCCCCUGCAACAACAGCAGCAGCCUCUCGGUCUUCCUCAUGCCAUGCAACAUCAAGCCCCCAUGCAGCAAGGACCCAUGCAGCCUCCCCCUCCUCAUUCUUUGGUACAGCCUCAGAUACAACCCAUUGCCUUACAGCCUCAGCCCCCCCAUCACCAGCACCAUCAGCCACCUCCUCAGCCCUACCAAAACCACACCCAGCCCCCGCAACCCCAGACUCGCUGGGUGGCCCCACGCAACCGCAAUCAAGGCUAUGGGCAGGGAGGCCUCAGCCAUGACAGUAGUGGGAUGAUGGGCAUGGUUGGUAGCGGAAACUGCGGCCCCCAAAUCUGUUCCAGCCAGGGACCUGGUGCCGAGUCCCAUCCAGUGCUGGAGAAGCUUCGUGCCUCCCACAGCUAUAACCCGAAGGACUUUGAAUGGAACCUGAAGAAUGGACGCGUUUUCAUCAUUAAGAGUUACUCUGAGGACGACAUCCAUCGCUCCAUCAAGUACUCAAUCUGGUGCAGCACAGAGCACGGCAACAAGCGACUAGACUCAGCCUUCCGGGCAAUGAAUGGUAAAGGCCCUGUGUAUUUGCUAUUUAGUGUCAAUGGCAGUGGUCAUUUUUGCGGCGUGGCAGAGAUGCGUUCACCAGUGGACUACGGCACCAGUGCUGGUGUUUGGGCACAGGACAAGUGGAAGGGCAAAUUUGAUGUUGACUGGUUGUUUGUUAAGGAUGUUCCUAAUAGCCAACUGCGCCAUAUCCGCCUGGAGAACAACGACAACAAGCCAGUGACCAACUCCCGUGACACCCAGGAAGUUCCACUGGAGAAGGCCAAACAGGUGCUCAAGAUCAUCGCCGCCUACAAACACACCACGUCCAUCUUUGAUGACUUUUCUCACUAUGAGAAGAGACAAGAAGAAGAGGAGGAGGUGCGCAAGACUUUUGAACCUGCUCAGAUACAGAGCCGCUCUCGGUUGGAUCAGGAGCGCCAAAACAGGAAUAAACAAUAGAGGACAUUUAUCUCUGGCUUGAUCAACACUAGGACACAAUUGAUUUAAGUGACAGAAGAACAUGAAAUGCAAACAAGCCCUUUGUUUUUUCCAAUUCAGUUCUGGAAAUUCUUUGCCAUCAAUGGGUUUGUGUGUUUUCUUUGCCCGGUGUUCCAUCCCCACCACCCAACACUUAUUGUGUGCAGGGAUUACCAGCUGAUUUAAUGAAUCUCCACCACCCACUUUAAAUUCAUUUUUUAAUUUCUUUUACACUUCUUAACAUCGUGUACUCUCACCAGACCUGCCCCCGUGCUCUCCACUUCUCAGCCGAAUCAGGGUUUGACUGCAUCAUGGAGAAAAAAAUCUGCCACUUUAUAUAUAUUUCAGUACAAUCAGGAAUAGCCAUGUCCUACCCCCAUUUGUCCACGUGGGGGCAGCAUUGCCAAGUUUUAGAGGUUUAACUGUGCCAACAGAGUUGGAGCGGCCCAAAGGCGAUGUGCUACAUGGAACUGUGCGAAAAUAAAACUUCAGUAAUUUAUCUAUUUUUCAUUACGAUUGACAAAAUUUCAAUUUUUUUGGCUUACUACUGACAGCUUUCAUUUCAGAAACUCAGUUUCUGGAGGCUUAGUGUUUUUUUGUUUUUUUCUUCUUCCUCUAAUUAUUAAUGAACCGCUAACACAGUGACACUGCUGGAAAAAUCAGGGAUAGUGUGAUGCCACACAAAACUGGAGACAAUUCAGAAGAGGAAUUGCAAAGACCUCUUGGAAAGAAAUAAGUCCUCAGCAACCAGGACCAUCACGCUUUUAAAUCAUAAAACUGUACUCUUGACAUCCUUCACCUCUCUGCUUUACUUUCUUUUAAUGUUUGUCUCCAACGGUGCUUGUGUUGCUCAACCCAGUUUUCGAGAAAUGUGGCAUCCUCCAUUUUAGAUUUUUAUAAUCAUCAACAUGUCGUGAUGUUAUUUGCUGCGUCAGAAGAGUUGUUACUUUUUUUUUGUUCCACACAAAUUGGUGUGGCGGGAGCUCACUUAUUUUUGACACCAUUCUGUCUUAAUCCUCAUUUUUUGUUCCCCCCCAAACUUGGGUUUGCUAAAUCUCUCAUGUUGGUCGUAAUGUUAAGCUUUAACGUAGGAGCCUAUAUAUUCAUGGAGAAAGCCUAAAAAUGUAUAACCUAAUAAUAACUGUAACUGAUUUACUGUGGAGUAACAAAAAUGAAAGAAAAGUGGUUUGUGUGUUUUUUGGUGGUCUAUUUGCUCAAGAGUCUGAAUUCAAUGCUUAUGAUACACAAGUUCCAACUGUGGACACAAAGUACCACGUCACCAACAGAUUGUGCGCCCAUGCAUGUCAGAGUGGAAUAUGGGGAGUUUGUACUGUUUGGCAGAGUGGUGAUUAUGUGUAAUGGUUCUUUGGGGACAGCACCCCUUGCCCCCAUGUUUUGGUGUCACUCACACAACAUCCAUCAAAGCCUGAAUUGAUUUUUAGCUUCUUAAUGACAUGUUAUGUGUGGGGAAUCUUGUUAUUUUGACUGUCGGACUUCAUACUAAUUAACUACAGUUAGACCUUGGCUUUCGUACACCCCAGUUUCCGUAUGAUUUGGGUUUUGUUGACAACUUUUGCUAUAAUAUUGCACUUAAACUGUUCCGUUUGCCCUGCACUGUAUCGUUUAGAGAAAUCAAAUGCUCAAAGAAAGCACCCUACAUCUUGCACCUUGCUGACUCACAGUCUGUGUAUUUUUUGAGUGUGACUGCUAAAUAACUCAUAAUGGGGGGCCAAAGACAGUUGGGAGUGCCAGUAAUUUGAUAAAACAAAAAAAGGUGAGAAACACUAUUGAAUUCGAUCUCUCCAGGAUGCCCGGGAAGUCUGCAUCAACAAGCCAUUCAUUUGUCAUUUCUAAUUGUUUGUUUGGCAUAGUGUUCUGCAUGUAAAACUAAAAUAAUUCUCUAUUAAAUGUAUUUUUGUUAAU
Molecule: messenger RNA, 4181 nt
Organism: Dunckerocampus dactyliophorus (ringed pipefish)
Lineage: Eukaryota; Metazoa; Chordata; Actinopteri; Syngnathiformes; Syngnathidae
Product: YTH domain-containing family protein 1-like
Exons: 6
Coding region: 384-2240 (618 amino acids)
Biological process (GO): mRNA destabilization
Cellular component (GO): cytoplasm
Molecular function (GO): N6-methyladenosine-containing RNA reader activity; mRNA binding
Source: RefSeq, a predicted model, not a curated record